CAGUUUGCUCGCGCUCCUUGCGCAGCUCACUCGUGUCGUAUUACUCCGCGUGUUGAACACCGACCUUCCGAUACGAAUUUGGAACGUUUUCGACCGGUAGUGUCGGUUUAACUGUCGCUUUUAAACGGCGAACACUUCUUACACCGCCUAAAUUUCGCAUUGCGAAUCGAACGUGCGAUUACUUCACCCUGUUACGCUAAAACCUUAACAGAUAACUGUGAAGAAACGUGUGUAGGCUUUCAGUGUUUGUGGUAUUAGCAGAUUUAGUGCUUCAUCAGUGCUGUGCAAUUGGAGCAUGUGUUUUGUGAAAAGUGCUAUUACUUCUGUUUGGUUCGACUAGUGAUACGUUUCAAUAAACUCGAAACAAAAAGUGGUUUUGUAUUCGAGUUCAUGUGGCUAUUGGAGUAUUGAUACGCAUUGAUUUCCCCCUAUCCACAGUUUAAUUUAUGGACCGCCGCGGUAAAGCACAGCAAGCAGCAAGAGAGGGCGACAACCCUCAUAAUCCAAAAUGUGACCACCGAAGAAUCGACCAAAACACACAACACAAUCUUCAAAUUCAUGGAUCCACGAGAUCACAUGAUUAAGACGAAUAUUUAUUGUACUUAUAACUUUAAUUAUUAACGAAUCUAGUCGCCACAGCACUUUUUAACACGAAGCAAUUUAGACUUUAUGAUAAGCCCUAAAGAAGAAAAUUGUUGAACUAAGUACAAAGAUUAAGGAAUUGAGGAGUCAGUACAAACAUCGUUCGGAACGCUAGAAUCAGUUUGAGAUCAAAUUGAUUACAUUAGAAGUUCCUAAGAAGGAGAAAAGAUGACAACCAGUUUUGAGCAUUCUGCUAUGAAGAGCAGUUUUUCGCUGUCAUCACUUGGUACCGCACCACCGCCGCCUGGCGGGCGAUGCGAGCAACUCGAGAGGCCCUACCACAGCCUCACCAAAAAGCGGAAAGAGCCAUGUCGCGAAGCUUGGAGGCGGAGUUGGGGCUCGGCGGCGAGCGGCGGCAGCGCCGGCGACGACCUGUGGCCCCUGCUCCAACACCACUACGACUACAUUAUGGACAACCAAAUCAUCGACACUUGCAAGGAAGCAAACGGCGAAUUGCUGUCGAACAAUUCGUCGUUGUUGCUAAAUGGGCCCAGGCUUCUAAACCCCACGUCUGGCUUCAACCGGCAGUGGUCGCUUAGUCAGCUGGUAGCAGAGUUUACAGAGCUGUGCCAGUGGCUCACACACGUGCAGGAGGAGAUCUAUUCUAGUCCCGAAAAUCUGUCCAGCAGAAAGUUGAGAAUGAGUCGCAUGUCUGAGUUAAUAUCGGUGGAGCCUAGACGAUUGAAGUUCAUGGAGCAAGCCUCUGCGAUCUUGGAGAGGAUACCUGAAGCUAGCGCAGAGGUGACGUGGCGGAUGGAGCAUCUAAGUGUGAAAUGGGAAGGAUUACGUUUGCUGUUAAGUCCAGAACAACUAAAUAGGGAUGGCGACUGCUCUGACACAGUCGACACUGCGCACGAGCUUCGUUGCCUACGGCGGUGGCUGCACGUAAUGGAAGGUCGCCUUCCGCCCCCGUCGCUAGCUGCUGCGCGCGCCGCUCCCUACCAUGACCUGCGCCGGAAACUGCGCGAACACCAGGUAUUGCAACGAGACGUGGAAUGCCACGGGCGGAUCGUGAGCUCAGUGGUGCGUCUGUGCGGUGGUGGCGACGCGGCGCGCGCUCUAGAGCGGCGCUGGCACCUGCUGUACUUGCGGGCGAUCGAGUGGCAGUGCCACCUGGAGGCCUGCCUAACUAGGAUCGACAAUCAGGGUGGAGCAUCGAUAGAAUCUGCGAGCGAUAGCGACGACGAACCUGCUUUGAAACAACCACGUUUGAGUAGGAGGGGAUCACCCAGACAGCAGCGGACACCGGUCAAUGCUCGGCGAAGGAACAGCUCAGUGGACAGCCGACAGUCCGCCUCAGAGGAGGAACAAGAAUAUGUGGUAAAGUACACUUGGCGCGGCUUCGGCUCGGACUGUGAACUGGAAGUGGCGAGACAACGGACUGUAAACAUGGCGGACGAACGAACCGUGCCCGGCGCGGCCUGUGGCGCAGUAUCAAUCUACACCGACCAGACCGUACCCGCCGCCAUGGACCAAAUCGACGGUAUGGAAACGAACAUAUCAGUAACUAUAGAAGAGAAAAUGAAAACUCCCCCAACCGUCAUCAAAAGGAAGAAACCCGUCGAUUCGUCAAAAUUCAACCAAUCAAAUAGGAAAUCGAAAAACUGCGCAACCUUCUACUUCAGACAUCACGACACGGACUCUGACCGACAGAUGAUCGAGACCGACGAGAAAUCACAAGAGGAAUCUUCGGAAGAAGACGAAUGGACUUACGUAGGCGGUGCGAAGAUAGCCAAUGAGGACUCAACGGACAUUAUGACGUCAUCAGUCGAGAUCCAAUGCGAACUACCCAUAGACGAUAAAAAAGACAAACCACCAUCCCCAAAACCGAAAUUGGAAUCGUCCACCCCGGAUCUACUUCGCGUUGAGAAUACCAGGUGCAAAGAUAUCGAAAGACUGGUGAUACAGGCUGAGGAACUGGUACAGAAACAAGCGCAACACAACUUGGCUAAGAAAAAGGGAACGAGGACUUUUAAACCGCUGAUGUUUGAAGAGGAAGGUACCAAGGCGAACAGAGCUAAGAUGUCAAGGAUCAAGGAAUGGCUGAAUCAGAGUACGGAGGAAAAGAAUGAUAGCAACCAGGGCACGGAAAGUUACGACGCGUCAGGCGAAUAUACGACAGAAAGUGAAGUGGACACCUCCCUCACUUCUGAAGAACGGAACCUGCACUCUUCUAUGGACAUGAGCACUUCCACCUGCACCGUCACACCUACACACCAGGCCAAGGUGCAAUUACGCAAAAAGCGGGGCGGCAACAGCGCGCGGCCGUGGUCCGUCUCCUGUCUCUCUCAGCUAAGCGGCGCGGGCGCAUCAUUGGUGGCGACGCCUACAGCGGGCGACGUUGCCGCUAUGUCGCACAAUAUGUCGAUAUCCGAGUCGGCUUUGAAUACGUUGGCUUCACCGCAGGAAGUUACUCCAGCUAAUUCGAGUUCGAAGUUGCGUGGCAGCUCGACUACUGUUCAGGGGCACGUUUCCAGUACAAACACAAUGACUGAAGCGUGCACUUCUUGCGUGGAGAAUAACGAGAAACAGUGCUGGCUUCGAAGGAAAAGGUUUAAGUUGCGGCGAAAUAAUAACCCAGCGAGAAGAGAGAGACUGGUGAAGUCCCUCUCUUUCUGCGGUCGUCUAAGUCCUGAGAUAGUAGACAAAAACGAGAGGAGUGCGGCCAGUGACCCGGCUACCAGUAGGAAAGGAAGAUUCGACACAACCUCAACAUCUGGCAACGACAGCGACGAGGACUUGCGCAAGAGCAUAGAAAAGACUCACAUCUCCACAAGAGAGCAGGACAGCGCUAUACCGGAGCAGAACGAGAACGAACAAUCUUCCGUAGCGCCUAGUUUCAAAUUGGGUCCGGCAGGUGGCGCUGUAAGGCCUAGAAUCGCUAGGAGUACAGAAAGGGAAAGGUCUUUUCUUGCCCUAAGCUUGGGCGAUCCAAAUCAGCUAUGGGAUUUAAGCAUGGACAAAGACUCGGAUGUGGAUAAGAGCGGCACUGCUGGCACUGAGGAGCAUAGUUCGUUUUCGGAACAAGCUUGGGAUUUCUAUCAGGAAAAAUACAACUCCGAGCCUUACUCAGAAGCGCCUGAUUCGGACGCGGCACGCCGCCUUCUAGAAUUUGGCGACGACUACCGAGCCUUCCUCGACUCGCAGUCCGACUGCUGCUCCAGUCUUUCAGCACAGCCCGAGAACGAACACAGCCCCAGCGGCACCAGAAGACGCAGACCUUCCGAAGUAUCCCGCGAAAGAAGUCUGCCCCGCUACAAACGCGCGACAAAAUCCCCCGUCAAUACACUCCCCAGAAAACCCAAGAAGUCCAUGUCCAGCGCCGAACGCAAAAAGUCCCUACUCGAUAGCCUCGAACGGUCCAGAAACAACACCAGCAUCGAGAGCAAUGACGGCGUGCGCAGACGCAAACCGUCCGAAAGCGAACGCAAGAACAGCAAACGCUCACCAGAAUUCGACUUACUCAACAUCCAAGCUUUGAGCAGGAGACGUCACAGCUCAAACCUGACCAGCGAUGAAGUGAAUAGUUCUCUAGAAUACACGGAAGUGAACAACCGCCCCGAUAUACUUGACUCGUUGAAUAGAAGACGGCGGAAUGAUAACGGGGAGACGGAACUGCAGAAAGUGGCAUUGUCUGAACUGCGUAGGCGUUCGACGGAGAGCGCCGACUCGGAGGACGAGUCGUCAAGUCCUAAGAAGCACAGCAGGAGGAAUUGGGGCGAGGAUUCCGAUUCGGAAUCUGAGGAAGUUCGCUCUCUUGUUCGCCGCUCGAGCGCGCACCUGGAGACAGUGGAGGCGCUGAUGGCCCGCCACGAAGCUUCUCCGGACCUCCUCCGAGCUUUCGACUACACGGAGGUUGUGACCCGGUGUCGGGAAAACAUCAACUUAUUGGACGCAGCUUUGGCAGGCGGAUCCCUAUCGCCGGCUCUACAGCGAGAUGUUAGAGCUGUGUCAGCAAGAUGGUCGGCGUUACGAGUGGCAGCUACGAGACGUGGUGGGGCCCGAAGGUUGCGUCGCGAGAUUGCGGCCCUCCACGGUGCCCUGGAAGAGAUAUGCGAACCUGGGGAUUGUGCACCUCAGCCACACACAAAGGCUCAGCUCAACCGUAGAAUCGAGGAGUUAAAGGAUCGCUUAUCUCGUCUUCUGGAGUGCAAAGUUUCGAUGCUUAAGCUGACUGUGUCUGUCCGCCGGACCCUGGGCGAGAUGGAAUCCGACGAUACUGGCUUGGCAGCUGACUUAACCUCUCUCCUUGCCGCUUGGGAUGAUGCGCAUCAACGCACAUCCAGCGAGUUACUUUCUUUAGAGAAGGCAGUUUGUGCCUGGGCUGAUUGGGAAAAUGCCCUGCGUGACCUCCAAGGAGCCUUGAGAGGUGACUUGGCAACAUUAGAAGCGUUGCGAGACAAGGGAAACAUUGUUGGAGAUCAAACUGAAGUCGCAGCUCAGAUACGACAGCUUGCAGCUUCUUUGGUGGAUAAGAAAAAAGGCAGCUCAACUUGUGAUUCGUUGUCCGAUUCGGGUAUAUCUGAUGGUGACAGUGAAGGAGCAGGUGGCCGUGCAAGAAGGCUUAGUGCUUUGAGAGAACUAGCGCGUCGCCUGCAAGCGGCUCUAGCUCCCAAUUCUCCGGCACAUAGGGCUAUAACAAAGCGUAUGGAGCAAACGGAAAAUGAGGUGCGCAUAUUGCAGGAGUCUUGCCGAGCUCUGGUCGAGCAAAGCAUCCCAGACUUGAAGAUAGAUGAUGAAUCAGACCUUACCAUAAGCGCUGUUCAUGCCAACAAAACCGGGUCUGGUGAUCCCGAUUACAACCCUCGUGGUGGAUGGAUUUGGCGUGUUCUUCGUUCCUCGCUUCCCAUACAAUUGUGUUUAGUAGCGCUGCUUUUAGCAGCUUGGUUAGUGGAACGUCCUCGUUGCUGCGACGCCCUAAACUCCCUGGCUCAGACCCUGACUCCCCAAUUACGCUACGUACGAGGACCCCCACCUGUCUGAAUAAACACUAUUGUGUUUUGUCAAUGUGAUUCAUAGCUACAUGACUAGCUAUUUGUGCUCAAACUUGCCGCAUAGACUUCAGGCAAGCAUUUGAGCAAAUAAUGUUAGCACUGACGAUGCUAUGGUUGUGAUCUAUGUUUGAUGCAUAUCGGCGUUAUUCCGACUAGAAAUGACAUGAAAUGGGCUGAUGUAAGCCCUAUUGCUUUUUAAGAUAGCACACGAAAGUGUUACGGAAAUUUUGAAGUAUAGUGAACUAUACAUGGAUGUUUGCGUUAUGCAAUAAUUCUGUAAAAAUACUUACUUUUGAUUUAACUAGAGAAAGUUUGGUGUUUGAUAGAAGUUAAAGGUUGAUUAGUUUUGUUACUAACAUAAUAUACAAGAAUCUUGAGAUGUUGGAUUAAGUAUUACAAGAGUAAUUCGAUAGAAUAUACAAUGACACUGAUGUUAAUACGAUUUGUAUUCGCUUAACGAAGCAUAAUAGUGAUGUAGUGAAGUGUGAAAAGAAUUGAUGAAAGUAUAACAUAGCUAUUACAGUAUUGGUAAAACAAUAUACAUACUUCCUUUAUACAACAAAAAAAACUUGAAUUGCUCAUAGCGAAAAAAGUGCAAAUAAACAAAAGUGUUCCAAAAUAAUCAUCUGUAUCAGAUGAAGUUCAAACUAGGUAGGACCUAUGUUUAACAUUGUAGUAUUAAUUUACUAACAUUUUGACAAACAUACUAAGUUUUUACGUAGACUAGAAGCAUGCCUAUUUUAGUACAAUUAUUUAGUAGAUUACUUAAAUAGGUGGGAGUGCGCUUUGUGUGAGAGAAAUUAUUUCAAAGUACCUUGUUUUUUACUAUCAUUACGAGACAUUCAACUAAAAAAAUAUAUGUCGACCCUAAAACUAUCUUUAUAAAAAUAUCGGUCGUAUGUUGUAGUGGUUUAUAUCGAAGUUAUACAUUUGUGGCCUUAAUUAUAGUACUAUUGAAGACUGAUUCAACACGCAUCUACUUUAGUAGUUAUAAUUUUCUUUUUCCGACGCUAUUUGAUUUUACAUUAAAUUAAACACAUUUCAAAAUGCAAGUUUUUUAAUAGAAUCGAUUUUGAUUUAUAUGAUUUAAAAAUUCCCCCAACUCGUCGUUAUUAAUUAUAAAAUUAGUGUUUGAAGAUUUGUUGAAAUGUUUUAUACCUACUUAUUUUUGAUGUGCUUUUUGCCAUAUAUUUACAUUAAUCUAAUUCAGUCAUUCUAAAAAAUAGAACAAAGUGGAUGAAACAUGAUAAAUAGUUCAAUUUAUUGAAUUUUUAUUGUUAUUUGGUUCAUAUUUUAUUUUUAUUAUUUUAUCAAUUUGAUGUAAAUAUUUAUUGAACCAAAAUAUGUAAUUGUAUUUAUGUUGUUAUUUAUUAUAAAUAUAUAUUUCAUUCUUAUUUCGUAAAUGCAAAUAUUGAAUUUGAUAAUUCCGAGAUUUUAUUUACUUUAUGUAUUCUUUGUAUUACCUAUCUUCAUUAUUGAUUUGUAUGUUUUGAAUUGAUUUUAAGAUCCCUAGACGACCAUGUGACAUGGCAUGACAUGCUUUCCGUAAUUUUGUUUGUUUUGAUUGAUGC
Molecule: messenger RNA, 7207 nt
Organism: Chilo suppressalis (striped riceborer)
Lineage: Eukaryota; Metazoa; Arthropoda; Insecta; Lepidoptera; Crambidae
Source: the annotation of a GenBank genome assembly